GUCUAGUAACCAAUGAAAUUACUUGUUUUUAUAGGGUUCUUUAGUAGGCCGCUGACCAGCUCUCCCUGGGGCGCCACGUGGCACAAAGAAGCUUUUGUCGGCGUUUCACGGUUUUAUAAACAAUCUAUUUCCUAUGGUUUCUUAUCCUUUUAUACAAAAUGCACAAUAUGGCCCAUUGGCAGGAGAUUCUACUUAUGCUUGCGGUGCUGAUUGCGCCGAGUUUACAAGUAAAAAAGAAGGAGAACAGAAAUUCUAUUGAAGAGGUGAACGAUGUAAAACCUUUUAAAAAACUCUUGAGGACCAACAAAAAUCUUCUGGUGCUGUUUGCUAAGAGCGAAAAGGAUGCAUCUAAGAAAUUGUCACUUCUUGGUGAGGUUGCCAUGGCAAUAAAGGGAAAGGGUACUGUAGCAUUUAUUAAUUGCGGUGAUAGCAAAAAACUCUGCAAGAAAUUCAAAGUUUCACCCAAGCCCUUGGCACUCAAGCAUUACAAGGAAGGGGAUUUUAACAAAGAUUAUGACCGCCUGGAUACAUUCAAGUCCAUGAUGACAUUUAUGAAUAACCCAACUGGUGAUGCCCCAUGGGAAGAAGAGCCAGGGUCCAGUGAUGUCGUCCAUCUAGAGAAAGCUGGAGAACUCAGCAAACUGCUUACAAGAGAAAAAAAACCUGUUUUGAUUAUGUUCUAUGCACCAUGGUGUGGAUAUUGCAAGAGAUUCAAACCAGAGUUUGCGGCUGCAGCGACAGAACUUAAAGAUGAAGCCGUUUUAGCUGGAAUGGAUGUCGAUACAGAAGAUGGCUAUAGUGUCAGAGUUCAUUACAACAUAACUGGAUUCCCUACAACCAUCUAUUUUGAGCUUGGACAACCAAAGUACAAGUAUUCUGGUAAACAUGAGAAGGACGCUCUUGUGCAGUGGAUGAAAGAUCCAUCUGCAGUUGCUCCUGUAAAAGAGGACGAGAAGCCCUGGAGUGACACACCCAGUGAAGUGGUUCACCUCAGGGAUGACAUGUUUGAUGAUUUUGUAGCAAAAAAUCCAUCUGUGCUGGUCAUGUUCUACGCCCCAUGGUGUGGACACUGCAAGGCCAUGAAACCUGAAUAUGUAGAUGCUGCACAGACUCUAAAGGAGCAAGAGAUCCCUGGAGUUCUUGCUGCUGUGGAUGCCACCAAAGAGGCAGCUCUUGGUAAACGCUUCAAGGUGGAAGGUUACCCAACAGUGAAAUACUUCAAGGAUGGUGAGUUUGCCUUUGACGUAAACGAGAGGAAAGGAGACAGUAUUGUCAACUUCAUGAAAGAUCCUAAAGAACCCCCACGACCUCCGCCACCUGAGCAAGAAUGGAGUGAGAUUCCAAGUGAGGUGUACCACCUCUCAGAUACCACCUUCAAGAGUUUUGUUAAGAAGAAGAAGCACGUUCUUGUCAUGUUCUAUGCACCUUGGUGUGGUCACUGCAAGAAGGCCAAGCCAGAGCUUAUGUCUGCAGCCAAACACCACAAGGAUAAGAAUAAGAUUGCAUAUGCUGCAGUGGAUUGCACAAAGGAGAUGGCUGUGUGCCAGCAGUUUGGAGUAGAGGGCUACCCCACCUUUAGAUACUUCAAUUAUGGGAAAAAUGACUUCAAGUACACUUCUGGGCGAGAGGCCAAAGAUUUUAUCCAGUUUAUGGAUGACCCACGUGAAGGUCCCCCCCCACCACCCCCUGAGCCACAAUGGAGUGAUGAGCCGAGCAAUGUACAACACUUGACUCAAGAUACAUUUGAUGAAGCCCUCAAAACAUUUGAUUCAAUUCUGGUUAUGUUCUAUGCUCCAUGGUGUGGUCACUGUAAGAAAAUGAAACCGCACUUCACUGAGGCUGCAAGUGUGCUGGUGGACAAAAAGAUUGAUGGUGUAUUGGCUGCUGUUGAUUGCACAAAGCAUGGAAAUCUCGCCAAAAAAUAUGGAAUCCAGGGUUUCCCCACAUUAAAAUAUUUCAGGAAAGGCAAGUUUGCUUUUGAUUAUGAAAGAGCCAGAGCAAAGGAUGAUAUUGUGGAUUUCAUGAGAAGUCCUAAAGAGAACAAGCCAGCAGGGACAUCAUCAGAAACUAAAGAAAGGAAGCCUUGGAGUGAAGUGAGCCAUGAUGUUCAUCAUCUUACUGAUGAAACGUAUGAUGACUUUAUCAGCUCGUACCCAUCCGUGCUUGUCAUGUUCUAUGCCCCCUGGUGCCCGCACUGUCAGAAGAUGAAGCCUGUCUUUGAAAAAGCAGCCAAGCAACUUGGAAAAGACGUUAAAGGCGCCCUUGCUGCUGUUGACUGCACCGAAUCCAAGAACACAUGUAACCAGAGAGAUAUCAAGGGCUAUCCUACUUUGCAAUACAUAAGGGAGGGGGAAUUUCAGUUCAAGUACACGGGCAGGAGGACUGCUGAGGCGCUAGUGAGCUUCAUGAAAGAUCCUAAGAAGCCCGCCCCUCCCCCUCCGCCAGCGGACUGGAGCAAGGAUGACAGCAAAGUAGUUUUUUUGACCGACGAGAGUCAUGACGAGUUUAUCAAAUCUCAUGAGAACGUCCUGGUCAUGUACUUCGCGCCAUGGUGUGGCCAUUGUAACGAGAUGAAGCCAAACUACUAUAAAGCUGCACAAGUUUUACACGAUGAAGACGCUAACUGCAACCUUGCUGCCGUGGACUGCACGAAACACAAGGACGUCGCCAAGAAGGUUGCUCUCGCUGGCUAUCCAACUGUCAAGUUGUACAAGAAUGGAAAAGUUGCUAAGGAGUACGAAGGCGACAGAAGCGAGAAGGAUCUGGUUCUGUUUAUGAGAACAGCGUCAAAUACAGCAAAAGCAGCGUCAGCUGAAGAGGACUCGUCCCUUGUCAAACAACUCGAUGGCUCGGACUUUUGGGGGUACCUUAACAAUACGGAGCACGUCCUUGUCAUGUUUUACGCACCAUGGUGUGGGCAUUGCAAGAAUGCCAAGCCAAAGUACGAGAAAGCAGCCGAAACAUUCAAAGACCAACCAAACAGAGUUUUUGCGAAACUCGAUUGCACAAAAUUUGGCGAUGUCUGCGACAAGGAGGAAGUGAACGGCUACCCCACCCUACGCUACUACCUGUACGGCAAGUUCGUAGUGGAGUACGACGGAGAUAGGGUGACGGAAGACUUGAUAUCAUUCAUGGAGGAGCCACCACUACCUCUUUCAGACAUCCCCAAAGAUCAACAAGAAAAAAACAAGCAAGAGUUAUAAUAUAAAUUUUCCGGCACUAAACAAAACACAAACAAUUAAGUCAAAAGAUUUAGGAUAAUAGAAUUCGGUGAAAGGAGAAUGUUCCUUCUGUAUUAUGUGAAGACUGUGAAAUGCAGUUACUGGUGGGACUAGGCUUUUUCAUGGUCUAAAAGACUAUAGUUCAGCUUUAAUGUACACCGAGUUGCGUUACUGUUACUCAUGUCUUGCCCUGGCUUUCAUUGUGAUGAUUGAUGAAGUGUCCAUAGCGUCGCGUGACAGGGUAAUUGGCCGACUUCUCCAGGCCAUUCUCGUUACCAUAUUCGCAUUCCAAAUUUUACAGAUUACAGUAUUAUAGUUAAUAUUUGAAAGUUUAUAUCACUUAAAGAUUAAUUACAUUUUUGCUCUUUGUUUGUA
This is a messenger RNA of Nematostella vectensis (starlet sea anemone), 3596 nucleotides long. Its product is annotated as protein disulfide-isomerase A5. The transcript is spliced from 35 exons. Gene Ontology annotation, biological process: protein folding. Gene Ontology annotation, molecular function: protein disulfide isomerase activity. The record is from RefSeq and is a predicted model, not a curated record. Lineage: Eukaryota; Metazoa; Cnidaria; Anthozoa; Actiniaria; Edwardsiidae. Gene Ontology annotation, cellular component: endoplasmic reticulum. The coding region runs from base 159 to 3203 and encodes 1014 amino acids.